Molecule: messenger RNA, 1423 nt
Organism: Linum trigynum
Lineage: Eukaryota; Viridiplantae; Streptophyta; Magnoliopsida; Malpighiales; Linaceae
Source: the annotation of a GenBank genome assembly
UUGAGUGCAUCACCGCGAUUCCACACUCUGCUCUCAAUUUCUCCAUCGCAGACCAGAUCCGGAAUCUCAAUCGCUGCCACUCCGGCGGCCAUUUGCCUCCAAGCUUGCAGCUUUCCGAACGGUCCUUCCGCAAUUCUGAUCCGUCUUCGUCUCUUUUUUCAGUCCGGUAAUUACGCUGCCUUGUUUUUGCUGAAUGAUCGUGCCAUCUUGAACCUGACAUAUCUGCUUCUAAAUCAUACUCUUGCAUUUCAAGCUUGGCGCCCCAUUCUGGCAUGGUGGGUCGUAUCUAAUUUUAUGGGUCUUCUUGGAUUUUUCCGUUGCUGAUGAACCGUGCUUGGAAAUCAACUAGACUUUAGGAGAGGAACGAACCUAGAUUUGAAGCUCAAGAACAAGUUUAUGAAUUUGUUGUCCCAUCUUCCCGAAUUGUUACGGGCAUUUUGUUAAAUCAUUUCAUGAAUCAGUAUUGAUUCUGAACUGAUUCAAAUGGGUUGGCAAUGUGACUAAAGUUGCAGAUGGGAGAAAUCGAGCAGAAGAGGAAAACAGUGUUUGUGACAGUAGGAACAACGUUAUUUGACGCUCUUGUCAAAGCUGUUGAUACUGAACAAGUUAAACACGAGUUGCUGCGAAGAGGCUACACCCACCUUCUCAUUCAAAUUGGUCGUGGAUCCUACAUUCCCCACAAGUGUGAAGGAGAAGGUGGAUCUCUUGGGGUUGAUUAUUUCACAUUCUCGUCAAGCAUUGCAGAACAUCUUAGAUCGGCAUCUCUUGUCAUCAGUCAUGCAGGGUCAGGGAGCAUAUUCGAGACUUUACGGCAUGGCAAACCUCUCAUUGUAGUGGUGAAUGAAGACCUGAUGGAUAAUCAUCAAUCUGAACUUGCAGAAGAACUAGCCGAGAGGAAGCAUUUAUACUGCGCACGUCCUCAACUGUUGCACGAGACGAUCACGGAUAUGAAUUUGGAGUCUCUCCUUCCGUAUCCUGCUGGGGAUGCCAAGCCUGUGAUUAGUUUAAUUAACAGAUUUCUAGGUUUCCCAGAUGAUUGAUGAGCCUGUGUAAUUUUGUGCUACAAACAGAAUUCUAUACCUUUAUCCAAGUGCUUAACAACAACAUUCAGUUGGAUUUGACUCUGUACAUUUUCCUCGUACCUAGAGUGGAAUUGGGACUGCAAGAGAUAUGGAUUUAGAGUUGGUCAUUCGUUGGGUUGGUUAGCUACUUAGCUAUGGUUAGUCGGGUAAGCGUGGUUAACCGCCUCCGGUUACUCAGCUAAUCGAAGUAUCCCUCUCCCCUUUGAAAACUGACCGUCCCUGGUUUUUCUUCGAUUUUUCGGUUAAGCGUGGUUAACCGCCAACCGCAAAAUACCCAUAUUAACCAACCGCGAUCGCGUCCGACACGGUUAGCGGUUAACCAAUAAACACACAACGUGGUU